AUGGGUGGUUACCUGGGCCGGGCUCGCCCUCUCCUUCACCCUCCGCCCCUGACUGUGUCCACGAGGGACCUGCAACAGAGGCCUUCACCACCGCUCCGUCUUUCCCAGUCUCUCCGGGUUAACUCUAUGGACGGGUGUCUGGACAUGAUUGAUAGUCUGCCUUUUGACGAUGGUGCAGCUUUAGCUCAUCCUCAGCAGCACCCUGAGCGCGUUGUGGUCGUCCACACGCAGCAAUACCCAGUAGAGUUUCCCCCUAUAUUCUUAGGUAGCCAGCACAAGUCAGUGCCGGCACUUUCUAGUUCCAGGAUGUCCCGAAGCUCGGUGAUCCUGAAUGUGUUCUCUACUAAGGGCAGAGACACACUCCGUUUUGUUCUGGGGCAGCCGAUCCUGAUUAUAUGGUCUUUUCUUACUAGCCACCUCUUGACUCAAUCUAGGAAGGAGACACAGAUUAGUGCUCUCCAGGAGAGCACUCAAGUUCAAAUCAAGAAACAGAAAGAUCUCACUUCCUUGGGAGAAGGUGGAGAAGGAUUUGUCCAUCAGGAGGAAGGCUCCCCAGUCACUGAGAGGCCUUGUGAUCAGGGAAAGGACUCUGGUCGCAGUGUGUGUGCCUCGUCAGCUUUUACACGUCUGUUUGUCAACGGUGUGCUCUCUUCUUUUAUACCCAAGCCAGGUCCUCUGGGUAGAGGUAUCUGUUCCAAGAACUCAGCAAAGAGCUGUAUUACGGAAUACCAGAUCGCCUUCAAGAGCUCAUGCAAACGGAAUGCCAUUGCCAGCUCCUACAGUUCCUCUCUAGCUCAGUGGCCACCAGAGAGAAUUUGUGUGCGUGCUACCCAAAGGGCUGCGCCAGGUGCUCCUUCAGGAGCCCAAGGUGCUUCCAAGGACACCGCUGCACCCGGUACCCGAGGUGCUGUCCCAGGUGCUGCUCCAGGCACUGCUUCUGGGGCUGCCGCACUUGCGUCCACAGAUGAUGCUUCAGGGGCUGCCACAGGGGGUGCUGCACCUGCCACCACAGAUGCUGCCCCAGAAGCUACUUCUGAUGAUGCUGCAAGUGAUGCCUCAGGUGAUGCUGCUCGUGAUUCCCAAGGAGCGGUUCCUGAUGCUAAGGCAGGCAUUAUUCUAGGUGCUGCUUUUGGUGAUGCUGCAUGUUCUGCCCCAGGUGCUGCUCCAGGUGCUAUUGCAAAUGUUACCUCAGGGGCUGCUGUAUGGGCUGACCCAGGUGAUGGUUCAGGGGCUGCUGCAGGUACCGACGCACAUGCUACCCGAGAUGCUUCAAGGGGCGCUGCUGCACGGGCCACCCGAGGUGCUUCCAGGGGCGCUGCGGCACGUGCCACCCGAGGUGCUUCCAGGGGCGCUUCGGCACGUGCCACCCGAGAUGCUGCCAAAGAUGCUCCUGCGCAUGCUGUGCCACUCCCAGGUUCGGAUUUAUCCCAGUUGCAGGUGUCUACCAAGAAAUGCAGGGAAAAAAGCCAUGAACGUAGCUCUUCAGGUAGUCGGAAGAAAAGGAAAAACAAACACAGGGAAGCAGAGCAGGCAACUGUCACAGAUGCUCCUCAAGUUCAGCAAGAAGAACCAUGGAAUGGCCUCCCCACACCUGAUAUUCCAAGGCCAGUGAGACGCAAGAUCCCUCUGUUGCUGCCUCACCGUCGAGGUGUUCCACUGAUUCUGCCCCAAUUCUCAGAACUAUAUUUUGAUAUCACUGUAGAUGACCUUGACCUAGAGAAAAACUCUGGAGUGCAGUGGAUCGACAAGACCUUGAAGGGUAAGUGGAAGGCUGUGUAG
This is a messenger RNA of Arvicanthis niloticus (Nile rat), 1779 nucleotides long. RefSeq lists its product as uncharacterized. NCBI's taxonomy places the organism in Eukaryota, Metazoa, Chordata, Mammalia, Rodentia, Muridae. The record is from RefSeq and is a predicted model, not a curated record.